Pisolithus orientalis is the source of this 3077-nucleotide messenger RNA. RefSeq lists its product as uncharacterized. Gene Ontology annotation, molecular function: ATP hydrolysis activity; P-type calcium transporter activity; ATP binding. The record is from RefSeq and is a predicted model, not a curated record. Gene Ontology annotation, cellular component: membrane. NCBI's taxonomy places the organism in Eukaryota, Fungi, Basidiomycota, Agaricomycetes, Boletales, Pisolithaceae. Bases 20 to 2995 code for a protein of 991 amino acids. The transcript is spliced from 13 exons. Gene Ontology annotation, biological process: intracellular calcium ion homeostasis; calcium ion transmembrane transport.
GGUCAGACUAGUGACACGUAUGGGUCUCCUCGACGUUCCGUGGACGCUCACUGCAGGCCAAAUCCUGGAACACUUUGGCGUCGAUCCUGACACCGGACUGUCCAAGGACCAGGCUAACAGACAUGCCGAUAUUUACGGUAGAAACGAGCUUCCCGAAGCCCCACCCACUCCGUUGUGGGAAUUGAUUCUUGAACAAUUCAAGGACCAGCUUGUCCUUAUACUGCUCGGUUCUGCCGUUAUAUCCUUUGUUCUUGCCCUCUUCGAAGACCCCGAGGAUUCCACGUUGUUUGGGGCAUUCGUGGAACCAGCUGUUAUCCUUCUCAUCCUCGUCGCCAACGCAGCAGUUGGCGUCAUUCAGGAAACCAACGCAGAAAAAGCCAUCGAAGCUCUGAAGGAGUAUUCCCCAGACGAAGCCAAGGUUCUCAGGUCAGGACAGUUGGUUCGCAUUCACGCCUCGGAGCUGGUUCCUGGCGACAUCAUCUCUGUCUCCGUGGGAGACAGAGUCCCCGCGGACUGUAGAAUCCUUUCGAUUUCUUCAAAGAACUUUAGAGUCGACCAGGCAAUCCUCACCGGAGAAAGUGUUAGCGUCAACAAGUCCAUUGACGUUGUCCAAGAUGACAAGGCGGUUAAGCAAGACAUGACAAAUAUGCUAUUUGCGGGUACAACUGUCGUCAACGGAAGUGCUCGUGCAAUAGUCACGUUCACCGGCGAGAAGACUGCUAUUGGCCAUAUUUACCACUCCAUUUCCCAACAGAUCAGUGAAAAGACUCCACUGAAGCGAAAACUAGAUGAUUUCGGUGACAUGUUGGCGAAAGUGAUAUCCGUAAUAUGCAUCCUCGUUUGGCUCGUCAACUUCCGCCAUUUCUCGGAUCCCUCCCAUCACGGUGUGCUCAAGGGUGCAGUGUAUUACCUCAAGAUCGCCGUCGCGCUAGCGGUAGCUGCGAUCCCCGAAGGCCUGGCUGCUGUCAUCACUGCUUGUCUGGCACUGGGCACAAAGAAGAUGGCCCAGAAGAAUGCAAUUGUUCGCAACCUCCCCAGCGUAGAGACUCUCGGUUGCACAAAUGUAAUCUGUUCCGACAAGACUGGCACGCUGACUACCAAUCAGAUGAGCGUGUCCAAGUUUCUUGUGAUUGAUAGUGACUCUUUCAUUCCGAGGGAGUAUGACGUCGAAGGCACUACUUAUUCUCCUCUUGGCGCGAUUAAAUCCGUCGGUGGUAAGGGUGUUGACCUCGCAUUGGACCCUAUCCGUAGGCUCGCCGAGAUUAGUGCUCUCUGCAACGACGCUAAGAUAGUGUACCAUGCGGAAAAGGAUACUUACGUUAAUAUUGGUGAACCCACCGAGGCAGCCCUCCAGGUACUUGUCGAGAAGCUGGGUUGUGACGACCUUGAAACGACGAAGUCCCUUCCGACCCUACCCCCUUCUCUCCGUGCUAAUGCUAUCAGUGGAUACUACGAACGUAGCAUUCCAAGGCUAUAUACCUUAGAAUUUUCCAGGGAUCGCAAGAUGAUGUCGGUUCUCGUCAAGUUGAAUGGCGCGGGCGCACUCUUCGUCAAAGGAGCUCCCGAGUUUGUGCUAGAGCGUUGUACUUCGGUCCUGGUGCAUGGCAAGGUGAUACCUUUGACAGUUGAGCUGCGCAAUGUCAUCCUAGCCCGGACCCUUACCUAUGGCGCAAGUGGACUUCGUACACUCGCUAUGGCUUAUGUCGAUGUCUCUGACCUGGAUCCAUCUCAUUACGAAACCAACAAUGGUCCAGAGUAUUAUUCUCGGUUUGAAAAAGAUCUCACGUUUGACCCCCCUCGUCCCGAGGUUCGUCAGGCCGUGGCGAACUGCAAAGCUGCUGGUAUACGAGUGAUCUGUGUCACCGGAGACAAUAAAGGGACUGCGGAGACCAUUUGUCGAAAAAUUGGUAUCUUUGGUGAGGAUGAGGACUUGAGUGGAAAGAGUUACACCGGUCGCGAACUAGAUGAGUUAAGCCACGAAGAAAAGGUAAAAGCUGUCCAGCGCGCAAGCCUAUUCAGUCGAACGGAGCCUAGCCAUAAGAGUCAGCUAGUAGAUCUUCUUCAAGGGUUGGGACUGGUGGUGGCCAUGACAGGAGAUGGUGUUAAUGACGCUCCUGCGUUAAAGAAGGCGGACAUCGGCGUCGCAAUGGGCAGCGGUACAGAUGUCGCCAAAUUGGCCGCUGAUAUGGUGCUAGCCGAUUCGAAUUUCGCGACAAUAGAGCAGGCCGUCGAAGAAGGUAGACUUAUCUACAAUAACACUAAACAGUUUAUUCGGUACCUUAUCUCUUCGAAUAUUGGCGAGGUGGUCAGUAUUUUCCUGACGGUCCUCUUAGGGAUGCCUGAAGCUCUGGUGCCCGUUCAACUCCUGUGGGUCAAUUUGGUCACCGAUAGUCUUCCGGCCACAGCGCUAGGGUUUAAUCCGCCCGACCAUUCGAUUAUGCGAAUGCCUCCACGAAAUAGUCGAGAACCCUUGGUCGGUAAAUGGCUUUUCUUCCGGUACCUGGUGGUCGGUAUCUACGUCGGCUGUGCUACGGUGUUUGGGUAUGCGUGGUGGUUCGUAUACUACUCUGGAGGGCCUCAGAUAUCAUUUUACCAGCUCACACAUUUCCAUCGGUGCUCCACGUCCUUCCCUGAGAUUGGUUGUGAAAUGUUUACCAACGAGAUGUCGCGGCAUGCCACUACUAUGAGUCUUUCCAUCCUCGUGACAGUGGAGAUGUUCAACGCCAUGAACUCACUUUCCGAAAAUGAAAGUCUAUUGCGUCUACCAGUGUGGAAGAACCCUUUCCUUGUAGCAGCUAUUGUGUUGAGUAUGGUGCUACAUGUCGCCAUCUUGUACAUUCCAUUCUUCACGACGUUGUUCGCUAUCGCCCCUCUGAAUUGGAAGGAGUGGAAGGCGGUCUUGGGGAUUAGUGCUCCCGUGCUUGCGAUUGAUGAAAUAUUGAAGUUCAUUACGGCGACCUUUGUCGACCCCCCAACGAGAAUGGUGUCGACUUGAGUGAGUAGUACGGAGUAACGAAGUACUAGAAGCACCACGAUUAGUACAUACUUAGCUCUUAAGACAUUAGAAUGGAGUGGAG